Messenger RNA from Emiliania huxleyi CCMP1516, 1914 nucleotides. RefSeq lists its product as hypothetical. The transcript is spliced from 4 exons. Gene Ontology annotation, cellular component: endoplasmic reticulum. The coding region runs from base 1 to 1914 and encodes 637 amino acids. Gene Ontology annotation, molecular function: ubiquitin binding. The record is from RefSeq and is a predicted model, not a curated record. NCBI's taxonomy places the organism in Eukaryota, Haptophyta, Isochrysidales, Noelaerhabdaceae.
AUGGACGCCGCCGACCUCGGAUCGCUUCCGACUCGGGAGCUGCUUCACCGGUGUCGCGCCGCGGGCUUGGACCUCGCCGGCCUCAGCGACAAGCGCGACCUCGUCGACGCGCUGAUGGCGCACGAGGUGGGUACAGUGACGGACUCGCCGAUGCGUGAGGCAGAGGUUUCCGACCGGUACAGCGGCGGAGCUGAGGCCUCAUGCGAGGCCUCAUGCGACGAGGACGCGGAGGAGAUGUCCGAGCGCGAGGCACAGGCGGGCGAGCCUGAGGGCGAGGGCGAGGGCGAGGGCGAGGGCGAGGGCGAGGGCGAGGGCGAGGGCGAGGGCGAGGGCGAGGGCGAGGGCGAGGGCGAGGGCGAGGGCGAGGGCGAGGGCGAGGGCGAGGACGAGGAGGAGGGCGAUGGUGACGAGGAGGAGGAGGCGGAGCUGAUGCGGCAAGCGCUGCUGAUGUCCACGGAGACCGAGGCUGUCCUCUCCGGCCUCCCCAUCCGGGAGCUGCGCGCGCGGCUGCAGGCGCGGGGCAUACCGACGGUCGGGCUCGUCGAGAAGGCGGGCUGGUCGCCGCCUGGUCGCUGGAGUGCGGAGCUCGUCGCCGCCCUUCUGCGCGGAACGGAGCAGCCGGACGAGCCGGCAGGCGGCGAGCGGGAGGGCGUGGCUCCCGUCCCGAAGUGCGACGGCGAUGCCGGCGAUGCACAGGUCCUGCUCACCUUCAGCCAGCGGGCGCGGCUCCUCUCGGCCGCCGCGGCAGGAAGGCCCACCCUGGACGGGACCGGCAAGGCGGCGGCUGGCGCCCUCCUCGCGGCCUCUCCUCGGGUGGGGCUUUCCCACCGCGAGUCGGCCGUCUGCGUCGGAGUCGACGAGUUUGUCGAAGACGCCUCCAUUGCGGCGGCGGGCGGCGGUGGCAGCUUCGACGGCGGCGCUCUCGCGGCGGCGCUUGUCCCGCGUUGGGUCCUCACUUCGCUCGGCGUCGCUGCCGGCGAGGAGGCACUCGUCUCUGUGGUCGCGUUGCCGCGCGCCACGUGGGUCCGGCUCCAGCCCCACACGGACGCCUUCGCCGCCUCGCUCGGCCGCGACGCAGACCCGCGCCAGCUGCUGACGCAGCUCAUCAACCGCUUCGUCGCCGUCUCGGUCGGCGACACCAUCCAGCUGGCGAUCGACGGGCAGCGGCACGCGCUAGACGUCACCGCGCUGCGCGGCACGCCGGGGGAGCGGUGCGGGUUGCCGGGCACGAUGCUUGACGUGGGCGCCGCGCUGCGGUCCCUCGACGCCAAGCCGUGGGCGUGCGGCGUCUGCACGCUGAUUAACCCGCCGGGCCGCGCCAGCUGCUCGGCGUGCUCGACGCGGCGGCCGGAGGACGCGGCGGCCGGAGGCGGAGGCGGCGGAGGCGUGCCUGUGCGGUCCGCGUGCUUGGUAGACGUCGACCUCGAGGUGGACCUCGCGCCGUCGGCCGAGGCGGAGGGGGUGGCGGAGCGGGAGGCGGAGGCGGAGGCGGAGGCGAGGCGGCGGCAGCAGGCGGAGGCGGAGGCGUGCGCGGCGGCGGAGGCGGCGGCGGAGGCGGCGGCGGCGAGGGAGAAGGCGGAGGCGGAGGCGGAGGCGGAGGCGCGGCGCAGGGUCGCCUCCGACGCCCUCGGCGCGCUCCUAGGGUCACGCGGCGGGGAGGAGGCCGCCCUGCAGUGUGCAGUCCGGCGGCCCGACGGUACGCGGGGCACCGCGCGGCUGCGGCCGGAGGAGCCGCUGCUGGCGCUCUGGUGGCUGGCGGAGGCGGAGGCGCCGGCGGGAGAGGCGCUGCCGCCGGGCUUCCGCCUCGCGACGGGUUUCCCGCGCCGCCUGCUGGAGCGGCCAGCGGACGGCGGCGUCUCCCUCUCCUCGCUGGGACUCGACCCGGGGCAGCACCUGUUCUUUGUGGAGGCGUGA